Clonostachys rhizophaga is the source of this 1251-nucleotide messenger RNA. The record is from the annotation of a GenBank genome assembly. NCBI's taxonomy places the organism in Eukaryota, Fungi, Ascomycota, Sordariomycetes, Hypocreales, Bionectriaceae.
AUGCCUCGUCUUCCCGCCCCUGAUGCACAGCAACCAACUCGGAAGCGACAGGCACACACCAAGUCCCGGAAAGGAUGCGGCAACUGCAAGCUUCGGCAAAUUAAAUGUGACGAGCGAAAGCCGACUUGCAAGAAUUGCCAUCGCUUCGGAGUGUUAUGUAAUUACGGACAGAAGGCCAUUCCUGGCGAGGGCAUCCUUCAGGUUGCGAUGAAUGGACCUUACCAGAUGGGAAUUCUUCCCUCACCUUCUGCCAAAACAUCAGUCCUGGGCGCUCUAAAUGCAGCUUUACGAAAGGAGCCAUAUCUGGAUCACCAAAAUCCGAUUCUCCAACUGAAAAACGGGGAUUUGGACAUCCUAACCCGUUUCCAAUUCAGGACCACUCCAACCUUGGCAACGACCGGCUCCCAAGAUUUGUAUCAGAGAGAGGCGAUUCGUCUCGCCUGUCUGCACCCGUUUUUGAUGCAUCUAGCGUUGGGUAUCACUCUGGCACAUGAUCGCCACCUAGAGUCAUCGCCACCUACACCGCCAUCAACAGCUGAAUUGCACCAUUUAUACCGAGGGACUGCUAUGUUUAACAAGACCCUGCAGGGCCUAUUGACUUCUUCAGAAAAAGACGCUAUAUGGGCUUCUGUGAGCCUUUUAACUGCAUCCACUCUUGCGCAAAUCGAUGCCAAGGUGCCCGAGCAAGCCUGGCCACUUGUAAACCCCACCGAAAACGAGCUGGCCUGGAUGGUGGUGUUCGACGCGAAGCGACAGCUCUGGCGAAUCGUGGAUCCGAGUCGGGCAGAUAGCUGCCUCCGAGCCUUUGCUGAAGAAGGAUACUUCGGCCUCCACGCCUCCGGUUACCCUAAACCAAAACUGACCGAACUACCGGAGGAGGUGAUCCAACUGCUCGGCCUGGAUGGCAGUGAUACCACCUCCUAUAAUCCCUACUGCGUCGCUGCGAAUACGCUCGAUAAUAUACUAGCCGUACACAGUAGCCAGUCCACUGUACUGUGCUAUCUGUCAUUUCUAUGUCUCAUGCCUCAUGACUUCAGGUCAUUACUCCAGCACAAGGACCCAUAUGCAUUGAUUUUGAUGGCUUAUUGGUAUGCGCAUUUCAGCCAAUCUCGGGCAUGGCAUAUCUGGCGGCGAUGCAUUUUGGAAUGUCAAGCAGUCUGCAUCUAUCUGAAAAAGCAUCACAAUGACAUCCCAGGAAUCGACAAAAUUUUGCAGUUUCCUAGGCGGCUUUGCGAGGUUGGAAUCGUCUAG